AUGCCAUCUACACUGGAUUUAUUGAAGCAAACCACUAUUGUCGUUGCAGAUACGGGGGAUUUUGACAGUAUACGAAAAUUUCUUCCAACUGAUGCCACGACUAAUCCGUCUCUUAUACUUGCGGCUUCUAAGAUGCCAAAAUACUCAGAAAUCAUUGAAGAGGCAGUGCGGAUUGCCAAGACGAAGUCCGACUCUCUGGAAGAGCAAGUCGAAAUCGCCUCAGACUACACAUUUGUAAUGUUCGGCGAAGAAAUUCUGAAAAUCAUUCCCGGCCGUGUUUCCACAGAGGUCGACGCGCGGCUUUCUUUUGACAAAGAUAAGCAAAUCGAAAAGGCCCUUAGGUUGAUCGCUCUCUAUGCUGAGAAGGGAAUAUCGAAAGAACGUAUACUCAUUAAAUUGAGCUCAACCUGGGAAGGCAUACAGGCAGCCAAGGAGCUUGAGUUGAAACAUGGCGUACACUGCAAUCUUACACUCCUUUUCUCUUUCUUCCAAGCUGUUGCUUGCGCUGAGGCCAACGUGACACUCAUCUCCCCAUUUGUUGGCCGCAUUUACGACUGGUACGUGGCGAAAAAGGGUCAAAUCGAGUUUACUAGGCUCGAUGACCCAGGUGUUCUCUCUGUAACACAGAUUUACAAUUACUACAAGAAAUUCGGCUACGAAACCGAGAUUAUGGGCGCCUCUUUCCGCAAUGUAAAUCAGAUACUCGGUCUCGUUGGCUGUGAUCUCUUGACUAUUUCACCUAGUCUUCUUGAAUCUCUUGCCUCCAUGGAUGAGGUGGUUCCUGUCGCUCUUGAUGCUAAAUUAGCUUCUUCGAGAUCCAAAUACGAGUCGCCUCUGCACUUAGAUGAGGCUGCUUUCCGCUGGGCUAUGAACGAGGAUGAGAUGGCUACUGAUAAACUCUCAGAGGGUAUUCGCAAGUUUGCCGCAGACUCACGGACCUUAGAAUGCCUUCUAAGAGCUCGCCUCACUGACUCCAAUUGA
Messenger RNA from Echinococcus granulosus, 981 nucleotides. RefSeq names its product Transaldolase. The record is from RefSeq and is a predicted model, not a curated record. Gene Ontology annotation, biological process: pentose-phosphate shunt; carbohydrate metabolic process; pentose-phosphate shunt, non-oxidative branch. NCBI's taxonomy places the organism in Eukaryota, Metazoa, Platyhelminthes, Cestoda, Cyclophyllidea, Taeniidae. Gene Ontology annotation, molecular function: transaldolase activity. Gene Ontology annotation, cellular component: cytoplasm; intracellular anatomical structure. Bases 1 to 981 code for a protein of 326 amino acids. The transcript has 5 exons.